AUGCUUCGUCACGGUCUCUACGACGGGUUACGGAUCUACAACACCGACUCGUUAAAGCCCUAUUCUACGCGCUACAUGGAUUCUUCUUCUCCCUCUUCCUCCUCCUCGCUCGGCCGAAUAGAGAGGCUCGGGGCUGCUGCCAACGAAGCAAAGCAUGUUGCAUUGGAAAAGCACGGUCGACGAGUCCGAUUCCGCCGUAUAGACUUCGAUAGACAAGGGCUUCAGCUGUACUAA
This is a messenger RNA of Linum trigynum, 234 nucleotides long. The record is from the annotation of a GenBank genome assembly. NCBI's taxonomy places the organism in Eukaryota, Viridiplantae, Streptophyta, Magnoliopsida, Malpighiales, Linaceae.